Molecule: messenger RNA, 882 nt
Organism: Striga hermonthica
Lineage: Eukaryota; Viridiplantae; Streptophyta; Magnoliopsida; Lamiales; Orobanchaceae
Source: the annotation of a GenBank genome assembly
AUGGAUGCUGAAGUCGACCAUUAUACUGUUCUGGGCUUGCCGUCUGGUGAGGAAGGUGCCAAUCUUACCGACCAAGAGAUCAACAAAGCCUAUCGAUCCAAGGCUCGCGAGCUGCAUCCCGACAAGAGGCGUGACGACCCUAAUGCGCACGCCAAUUUUCUUAAGCUCCAGACCUCGUACGAAGUCCUCAAGGACGAAAAGGCCCGGAAAUUGUUCGACGACCUACUCAGAGUGAAAAGGGAAAAGCUCAUCCGUCAGGGGCAACAAGAUUCCAAGCGCCGGAAGAUGAUGUCAGAUCUCGAGGAAAGGGAGAGGUCUGCUUUCGCCGUGGACCCCACCGUGAGAGUUCGGGAGGAAGAGGAGAUGAUAGCCAGGAAGCUGAAGGAUGAGAUCAAUAGAAUUCGGGCAAUGCACAAGAAGACUAUGCCGAAUGAUGAUGCAAAACCUUUCGGGGGAGAUUCCAGACCAAAGGGAAAAGAAGGAGGUGAUGUUGCGGGUGUGGCGUUGGAUAAGGAGAAGGUUCUUAAAGUCUCGUGGGAGAAGGUUGGAAAAGACUACACGGCUCAGGGGCUUAGGGAGAUUUUCGAGGAGUUUGGUGGUGUGGAAGAUGUGGUCAUCAAGAGCUCUAAAAAGAAAGGGUCGGCUCUUGUGGUAAUGGCGUCCAAGGACGGUGCUGUUGCUGCUAUUGGGAAUGUGUUGGGUAACCUUUCGAAUCCUCUGUUAGUUUUGCCUCUACAACCGGCCGCAUCACCAGUCGUUUUCAGUGUGGAGAAAAAUGAGGCCGAUGGCCCAAAACUGAGCAAUCUUGUUGGUGCUGGAUAUCAGGCACGUGAAGAUUCGAUUCUCGAGAAAAUGAGAAAGGCUGCACAGAGGCAGAAGUGA